Molecule: messenger RNA, 1377 nt
Organism: Aspergillus novofumigatus IBT 16806
Lineage: Eukaryota; Fungi; Ascomycota; Eurotiomycetes; Eurotiales; Aspergillaceae
Product: putative HAD superfamily hydrolase
Exons: 2
Coding region: 53-910 (285 amino acids)
Molecular function (GO): phosphatase activity
Source: RefSeq, a predicted model, not a curated record
UUUCGCUCCCCAGUACCGUCAAUUCGGAUCAGAUCGGCCUUCGCCUAGUACCAUGACUGGCCUUGGGACAGAGACAACAAAGACCGCCACCAGCUUCCCCGGAAUCCGCGCCUGCAUUUUCGACCUGGACGGGCUCCUCAUCAACUCCGAAGACAUGAUCACUCAGUCUACGAACCGACUUCUUGAAAAAUAUGGAAGACCCACCUUCAUUCCAUCAAUUCGCGCCCUGCUCAUGGGUGUUCCCGACUCGACAAACAGCGACCUGUUCCACAACUGGGCGAAGCUGCCUAUCUCCCGCGAGCAGUUCGCCCGUGAAUUGAGGGAAGAAGUGCACCGGCAGUUCCAGACUUGUACCCCGUUGCCUGGCGCAGAGAAGCUCCUCUCGAACCUCAGCCGUGCACGGAGUGCUUCUGCUGGUGAGCGGAUCGAGCUGGCGUUGGCAUCUAGCACCAAGAGCCAUACCUUCGAAUUGAAAGUUUCCAGACCGGAAACGAAGCAGCUUCUUAACCUUUUCCCGUCUGCGAGGCGGGUCCUGGGUGAUGACCCGCGGGUGCGCCAGGGUCGGGGGAAGCCUGCGCCGGAUAUAUAUCUGGUCGCGUUGCAGGCGUUGAACUCUGCGGCAGCCUCUGGCGAGAAACCCAUCUUGCCCAGCGAAUGCUUGGUCUUUGAAGAUAGUGUGGCCGGGGUAGAGGCUGGAAGACGGGCUGGGAUGAGGGUUGUUUGGGUACCGCAUCCGGAUCUGGCGGUCGAGUAUCAACCGAGGGAGAAGGAUGUGCUGGCUGGGAGGACGGGAAUGAGUGAAAUCGGAGACGAGUGGCAGCUAGGCGACAUUGAUGACGGCUGGGCUGAAAGCAUACCGAGUCUGGAUCACUUUGACUACGAGAAGUACGGCAUUGUCAUACAGUCAUAGUAAGUUAUUCCUAACCAGAGUGGCCCUCCUCACGGAAUGACAGGAAUCCGCUCCCACGCAGGAGGCGGAGAAUCUAUCUGUUGAUGCAAAUGAAGAUAGAUACAGACUAGAUGUACCUAUGUACGGCAAUUCUGAUGGUUCUGCUAUCUAUUUGACCCUACAGUGUUAAGAAAGUGUAAGUAUACACCAAAUAUAGGUACCCCUUCAUCCAAUGCCUCGUUUGCAAAGUUACCAUGACCCUCCUUAAAACGAUCCUUUCGUUCCUGCACUCUGCUGGCCCUUUCCGACUCUGAAUUGAGUCAGAACUGGUGGGAUAGAGUCGAUCUCUUUCGUGCUAAACCACUCCCACCUUGAUACUGAGUUUGCGCCCUGUGCCCGCCUCGGUGCUCCCAUCCACCAUGCUCAGCACCUAAUAUUCGGGAAUAACAUGGCACAAUGACCACCCACUCGCCUUAAGCACAUAUUUG